AUGCAGAGGAAUUACGAAGUACAGAUGCAAAUUCUACGCGAGGAGAACGCCGCCCUUCGGCGAAAGGAGGACGGAAUCCCGUCCACACCCACUGUGCCCGACCCGCUCAGACUGAGUCGGGUGCAGCAGCAUCGAGAUGCCAAAAGGGUGGAGAGUUGCCCACCACCAAAAGGACAGGAGCAAUCACAGCCUGCUCGGGUUGAGAAGACGCAAGCGUCGAGAGGAAACCUAUCACAUACGAUGGCCGAGAGCUCGGGAGCAAACGAGGGAGGUCGCCCUUCACGCCAACCGAUCCUCGCGUCGGGGCUUUCCCCCUUUAUCCCAUACAUUCUAGAGACGCCGCUCCCGGAAAGGUGGAAAAUGCCGACAUUCGACAAGUACGACGGCACGACGAAUCCUGACAAUCAUAUGCGGGUCUUCAUGCCCAAGAUGAUGUUCCACGCAGUUAGCGACCCGAUCUGGUGUCGUGUUUUCUCGACCUCUCUGACCGGGGAGGCGUUGGAGUGGUUUUCCGAGUUGCCGGCCAACAUCAUUGAUUCCUUCGCCACUCUAAAGGCAAGGUUCAGCACGCAGUUUGCACCCCUGAGGCUGGCCAUCCUGACGGUCGACAACCUGGUGAACAUCCGGCAGGAAGACGGGGAGUCGCUGAGGAGUUAUCUUGAUCGGUACAAUCGGAUGUCGGUCAAGAUAAAGGAUCUUAGCGACGAGAUCGCCCGGUAUCACUUCUCGUACGGUAUCCAGCCGGGCGUGUUUGCAGACAAGAUAAGCCGCAAGAAGCCGAAGACGAUAGAGGAGAUGAGGGAACGAGCGACCAAGUUCAUACAGAUGGAAGAUAUGCAGGAGUUCAGGAUGAAGAAGAGGGAGAAGGAGGAUGCCGCAGUUCAGAAAACUACCCCUCGACCGGGUAAACCAUUGGCUCGGCCCGGUGAGAGAAAGGCACCAAAGUUCACCACGUAUACUCCCUUGGCUGUCCCACGGGCUAAGAUUUUGCAAGAAGCCUUUAGCGCCGACUCACUUCCCGCGGCCAGGAAGCAACCCCCACCUCCGGAUGCCGAUAAGAGCAAGCACUGCCAGUACCACCGGACGAUCGGCCACACCACCGAAGAGUGCCACACGCUCCGCGACAAGAUCGAGGAGCUCAGGGGCAUUUGA
Vigna unguiculata (cowpea) is the source of this 1152-nucleotide messenger RNA. RefSeq lists its product as uncharacterized. The record is from RefSeq and is a predicted model, not a curated record. Lineage: Eukaryota; Viridiplantae; Streptophyta; Magnoliopsida; Fabales; Fabaceae.